ACAUAACCAAACGUUAUCGCGACAUGAGCAUAUAUCUAGAGCAGUGCAAUGAAUUACUGUCCUGAGAUAGCAGUAUUACAGUCGGCUCUGUUGCUGACAAAUAAACAGAUUGGAAUCAAAGGAAAAGUGAAGACUUCAAAGACUGAUGUUGGACUAUGUGUGUCUAUUCUGCAUGGGGCAAUUCAAGAGAUCUGUAGUGGUCUGGAAGAGGACAGAGAACAACAAGAAGAGGAAACAUGGAGUCGACAUUUAUACAAUAUCCUUCUAUACAAAGUGAUAACAACACACUACAAAGAACUCCACCCAGAAGAAGAUAGAGGAUUGAGUCCAGGAAAACUGGUCGAUAAAAUUGAGGCCCUGUGUUCAGUACUACCACCCGUCAACAAGACAGUGUUUAUUGAAGUGGUAAAACGUUGUGGUUGGUUUCAGCUGUUCUUUGAUAGCUUGAUUUCUAUCCAGGAACAAGUUGCCAGGUCUCUGCUAUAUGACACUGUCAGCCAUAUUUGUGAGGACCAAAUUGAUGGUGAUGACCUACUGUGGGGAAAACUGUUUGUUGACUAUUUUGUUAGUAUCCUCAUCACUUCACUAAGACCUGAUGAAAGUAGCUAUAACAACAAAGACAAAACUAGCCAAUCAGAAAGCAUUCAAGAUGUAACAAUGUCCACCCGAUCAGAAAGAUCAAAUGAAGUUGAACUUUCCAAUACCAAUGGAGACAUUGGUAUGACUGGAGGACUGGAUGAAAUAUGUAACUCUGGAAAUACCAUUGCUAGUGCUUUUACACUUACAGAAAUGUGUUAUGCAUUCAAACAGAUCAUGAUGGUUGAUAGACAAAAAGCUGAAAAAAUCAAAGACCAUGGUAACGAAGAGCGAACGCUUUCAGAGUUGUGUCAGUGGUUGAUUCUAGGUAUUUGUUUCUGUCCCAAAUCUCCAGAAAUGUUCAGUCAGAUUUCAGAAUGGAUGAAAUUUAAUUCUUUUGGCAUUGAUAUUGAGGAUGAUUCUAGGGUUCCAAAUUUACCAUCGAAAGCAUUUGGGAGAUACAGUAGUACUAUAGUACUAGAAAGUGACACUGGAUUAAAUUCUACAUUGAGAGAUGCUCCAAGUAGUAAAUUUCCAUGGAAACGUUGGGUUGAUGAGAUAAAAACUAUUGUUUCUUCGGAAACAGUUCUGAAUGUAUCAAAAGACAAAGACAAGAAUCUUCAAGUUGAUGCAACUGUCUCAUUGUGUAACUAUGUUCCUUUGGUCUCAAGCAGACUAAGUUCUGGAAAGAUGAGUUCCAGCUUUAUGUCCCUAAGGUGUUCUCUAAUGAGGUUCUUGAGAAUGGUUGUCAAGGUACUCACAGGUAUCACAGAAUGUUCCUAUGGACAAAAUGUUAUUCUGGAUCCAGAAGAAAACUUGUCAUUUAGUGAAGAUCUGAAGUUUAUUAUAGGACAUCUCUGUGAAGUACUGCAGAUUUCCUAUUCAGAUGGCAACAAACAAUGCUGUUUUGAGAAAGACUGGUCAUUGUCAGCUAUUUUGUGGAGGAUAGAGAAUAGACAGCCUGAUUACACCGAUGGUUUGUUAAAACUUGUGACAACUUUUGAUGCUGAAGUUUGGUCAAAUUCAAGUUUGAUAAAAACUAUACAAGAAGACAUGGCUGCACUCCUAACAACUGAUAUAAUGGAAAAGUUUUAUGAGCUAGUGGCAAAAAUUGCAGACAGUAUGGAUCCAGAAUCACUGUGGCAGCUUAAACAGUUGGUGCUGGCUGGUUUUAGUAGUCUCCCUUUGACUGUUCAAGAUGAACACAUUGCCACAGUGUACUCAACUUAUAGACAUUGGCCUCAUCCUCAAGGCAAUCAGUUGGAUGGAAUUGUAACAACAACACUUAACAAACUCACCAUGGAAAACCGUGAAAAUGAGAAGGUUAUACUGGAGCUAUGUCAGCUCGCCCUGCAGGAUGUUGAGCUUGUAAUCAAAGGCAUUGUAAGCCGGGCUAGUAGCAGUGCACAACAAGCAGAGAUAGCUAUCAAGGUCCUAACAAGGAUGUCCAAUAUGGCCUCAGGAAAGACAGAGGGCUGUAGUGUAUGUGAUAAUUUUCAUCAGUUCAUUCUAUGUAAUAAGCUGUCUCCUAAGGAACGUCGUAAUGCCUUGUACUUCAUACAGAUGGCAAUCCAGAAACCAUUCAACAGUGAAGACAUUAUGAGGACACCACUGCUGAAUUGUAACAAGUUCAUCCAGAAAACUGUUCUACCAUUCCUCAAUGUUUCAUCUCUUAGUAACCAAAAUCAAGGCAUGGAUACCAUUUUUGCAUUAGAGAUUUUCAUUAGUAUUAUUGAAGCAAUGAAACAUCAUAAGGCCUUUCUGACUAGCUUAGUGAGGUCCUUAGCAACCGAAUCUGCGCCUUGGUUACUGAGUGUGGCUGAACUAUGGCAGCAUAGUGUGGCUCUUUGGGAAUCGGAUGAAGAUGCAGGAGUGAGGUUGAAGUUGAAAGAAAAUUUGGUGAAGUUUUCAGCUCUACUUAAGUUGAUGAAUGCUUCUGGUGAACUGUGCACUUAUGGCCCUGAGACAAGUGUGUGGCUCCACAGUCAUCUAGAACAACUGGACUGGUCAGUUCAACUCCAUAUGGCAGAAAUACUAGGUCCAGUAACAUACACACAGGAAUGUGAGCUGGAGGAACUCUGUCUAGCACUGAUAAACAAUUCAGGUGACAGAGUUUACCUGGAUCUGCUGCGAGCAGCUGCUGUUAGUGAACCAAUGAUGCAUUCUGUGGCCCAGAUGUUUACAAAAGCAGACUCAGGCCUGGUUCUGGUAUAUGAGGAUAUGGUAGUGACAUUAGCACAGAUGCUACCACACUGUGUGUUUGAAGAGUGGAAGAGAGUUACACAGUUAAUACAAAGACUUUUUGAUCAGGAACAUCCAACUCUCCAGCACAACAAUAGAUAUGGACUAGAGAACUUUGGGAAGCACUCAGAAGCUGUGUUGCAGUCAUUGAAUCUUUCUCAAUUGUUGCAUGAUGUCAUGGUGGUCCUUCAAUAUACUACGCUAACAACAAAUAUGGCUGGCUUGUUACACUGCACCAAAUGUUACGUGGCAGUUCUUAAGGAGUAUGUCCUUGUUAAGGAGAGCACCCUAUCUGCAUCAGAACAUCUAUUACUGCUCACAGAAGUGUUUUGUCAUGUGUGCAAUGCAACUUAUUGGAUGCCAAUGGAGACUCUCGAUCCCUUGGACGUUCUUCAACUCGACAUGGUGUGUUCUCUAGAACUGGUCAAACGUGAACUGGAUAUGAAUGCAUUUACGACUCUCUUUACGCACAGCAUCAAGCAUGUCACCCAAAAUUUACAAACUGUCCAAAAUGCAGACACAAAGAGUAUGCUGGAUAAGAAGAUCACAGCAUUAUUACAAUGAUAAAACCCGUCCUUUGAUCAUAUCCAAGUUAGUGACACAUUUAGUGUGUCAAUUAUCUCUCUUUAAAGGGUAAAGUUGACAUGUAUUUGAACUAUUUCAUUUCAGGAGGAAAUGAGGAAUUUGAAGAUUGAAGCAAAAUUGAUUCUUAAGUGUCCGAUUAAAAUAUUGCAAUAAUUUGUGGAAUUUGUCAUAAUUAAAGAUUCUAAUGAUCUGUUUU
Molecule: messenger RNA, 3598 nt
Organism: Ylistrum balloti
Lineage: Eukaryota; Metazoa; Mollusca; Bivalvia; Pectinida; Pectinidae
Exons: 16
Coding region: 49-3381 (1110 amino acids)
Biological process (GO): spliceosomal snRNP assembly; rRNA processing
Cellular component (GO): SMN complex
Source: RefSeq, a predicted model, not a curated record